AUGUUUUUCACUAGUCUUCAGGAAGAAGAGGAGCAAACGCAAAAGGUGUUCCAAGAUUUCGUCGCAACUUUCGAGGGAGAUUCAAAGCAGCGAACAUGGGUCAAAGGAGGAGUGGUUAAUCCGGGUUCAGAUGGAGGUUCCUCGGGUUCGUCUUCAGAAAAUCGCAUAUAUAAACCCGUCUCGAAAAUAAGUGAGAAGCAGUUGAAUACUGAUGGUACCAAACCCGAAUCAAAGCCCAAUUUACCUGAGAAACCGCCGUCUCUUGGGAAACGUCGUGGAAAGGAGCAGAAGAAGUCUAAGUUGGAGCAAUUUAAAGAGGAGUUAAAGCUAAUUCAGCAACAGCGUGAACAGCGACAUGCUUUGAGGCAGGGUAAGAAUGUGUCACCCUCAGCUGCGUCCACCAUUCAUUCUGAGUUGGACCUUUCUGAUGUGGGAUCGCGGAACCGCGAGUACAGAAACCCCCCACUGGGCUUUACGCAACAAAGCUCGGGGGUUGGCUUGUUGGGCGACUCUGGGAGUCCGUCAAACAUUUAUGGCCGUCGAGGGCAGAGAGAUAGACGAGAUGAUUACCCGUAUGAUUUUGAUGGGGAUCGCACAACAACGAACCUUUUUCUGGGAAAUCUCAAUCCAAAGGUAGUAAUAUUCUCUUUGUUGACGUUCCCACAGAUGACGGAGCAGCAACUUUGCGAGGCGUUUGGUCGUUAUGGUCCUCUGGCAAGUGUUAAGAUCAUGUGGCCGCGAACGGAUGAAGAGCGAUCCAGAGGAAGAAAUUGUGGUUUUGUGGCCUUCAUGAAUAGGAAGGAUGGUGAACGUGCACUGGAUAAUAUUCGG
This is a messenger RNA of Opisthorchis viverrini, 831 nucleotides long. RefSeq lists its product as hypothetical. The record is from RefSeq and is a predicted model, not a curated record. Gene Ontology annotation, cellular component: nucleus. The transcript is spliced from 5 exons. The annotation marks the transcript as partial. Gene Ontology annotation, molecular function: RNA binding. Lineage: Eukaryota; Metazoa; Platyhelminthes; Trematoda; Opisthorchiida; Opisthorchiidae.